Molecule: messenger RNA, 768 nt
Organism: Entrophospora sp. SA101
Lineage: Eukaryota; Fungi; Glomeromycota; Glomeromycetes; Entrophosporales; Entrophosporaceae
Source: the annotation of a GenBank genome assembly
AUGUACAACAUCUUUCGUGGUAGAGAAUAUAAAGAAUAUUAUAUUCCAUAUGAUUGGAUAGGAGAUAAGAAAUACCAAUUAAAUAAUAGAUUGUAUAAGCAUGUUGUAGAUUUGCUAAGAGAACGAGGUUACAGAAUAGUUAAUAGCAGACCUUGGUAUGAAAUGAUAAAAUGGGCAGAUAAACCAGAUAAAUAUCUUAACAACAAAAAUUUCUCCGGGUGGGCAAUUGAUAUACCUUUUCCACGAAGCGAGGGAUCUUCUUCCGACGUUUCUUCGGAUGUACCAUCUGAUGUUUCUUCUACACGGACAGCGAGAUUCGUGCUCGAUGAUGCUGCAAGGAUUAUACAAAAUGCUUGGAGAAAUUAUAAAAGACCCGAAUCAUUAGCAUCUCAAAUCUGGAAUGCUGUAAGAAAUGAUAACACCCCCAAUGAUAAGAAAUUUUUAGGUCUAACUGCACGUGAAGUGAAAAAUCCUCAAACUCGAGAUCAAUUCAAUCUCUGGAUUGCUGAGAACCUUGCAAUGUAUAGACAUUACCCUAGUAUGUACAACAUCUUUCGUGGUAGAGAAUAUAAAGAAUAUUAUAUUCCAUAUGAUUGGAUAGGAGAUAAGAAAUACCAAUUAAAUAAUAGAUUGUAUAAGCAUGUUGUAGAUUUGCUAAGAGAACGAGGUUACAGAAUAGUUAAUAGCAGACCUUGGUAUGAAAUGAUAAAAUGGGCAGAUAAACCAGAUAAAUAUCUUAACAACAAAAAUUUCGUCAGAAUCGAAUAA